CGAGGAUACCCAAUUCCCUUGGUUUUUGUGACGAUCGCCACCGCGGCGCUUCCAUUCGAUUCGCAGUUUCGCGUAGAUUCGCCGACAAGGAUGAAGCAGCGACAGGAAGAAGUUGAAGGUAUGGACAAGCGACCUAGAGAAGCCCUAGUAGAAGCGUUAGCGGAGCCAGAAGCUGCAUCGGCAGGCAGUGAGCGGCGCUACACCAAACUUGAAGAAGCCAUGGAGAUCAAAUCCCUGCGCCGUAUCAUCAGCGCCUAUCUCAAUUACCCGGAUGCUUCUGAGGAGGAUAUCAGAAGACACGAAAGAUCUUUCAGAAAGCUUCCACCUUCGCAUAAAGUAUAACUCCAUCCCAAUGCUUCUGCAGGCACUUCUCUCACAUCUUCCGUCAAAGUAUCAGAAACUUAGACGGUGUGUAUCUGUCAAUGCAUACUUUAUAAUGAGCAUGCUUCAGGCCUUUGAACCACCACUUGACAUGAGCCAGGAUAUAUAUAUUGGUGAAGAUGAGAAUUUACCUAAAAGUCAUUGUUCUGAAAAUGAUAAAUGGCCUAGUGAAAGAAAUAUUUGCUCAGAUCAAACUCUUCCUAUUAGUGGAAGCAACACUUCUGACUCUGAGCCAACCAGUUCUGAAACAAAUAAAUUGACUGAUCAAUCUUUUGAAAGGACGACUAAGGAAGAGGAGAUACAUAUGGACGAGUCCACUGUGGAAAAGUUUUCAAGUUCUGUUCACCCAAAAGGUUUGUGCAAUGGCAGCAUGGAUGAUUUGAAUAUUGUUGCUGGUUCAGAUGCUUGUUGCUCCAACUCUUCUGCUAAUGGAAGAGAAACUCCUCAUGCACACGAUUGGAUGGAUCCAUUGACCCGGUUACAUGUUCCUCUUGUUGAUGUUGACAAGGUAAGAUGCAUCAUUAGAAACAUUGUGAGAGAUUGGGCACCUGAGGGUCAAAAUGAACGUGACCAAUGUUACAAACCUAUACUUGAUGAGCUUAAUCACCAAUUUCCAGAUCGUUGCAAAGAAAGGCCUCCUACUUGUUUAGUCCCUGGUGCUGGACUUGGUAGACUAGCUUUGGAGAUCUCUUGCCUUGGUUUUAUAAGCCAAGGGAAUGAAUUUUCAUACUACAUGAUGAUAUGUUCUAAUUUUAUCCUUAACUAUACUCAAAUGGCUGGGGAAUGGACAAUUUAUCCAUGGAUCCAUAGCAACUGCAAUUCCCUUUUUGAUAAAGACCAACUUCGUGCUGUUUCAUUUCCAGAUAUUCAUCCAUCAAGUGCAGGAAUUACUGAGGGCUUUUCUAUGUGUGCUGGUGACUUUGUUGAGGUCUAUAAUGAUGAAAAUCAAGAAGGUUCAUGGGAUGCUGUUGUGACUUGUUUUUUCAUUGACACAGCACAUAACAUUGUUGAAUACGUUGAAACUAUAUCAAAGAUUCUGAAAACUGGAGGGGUAUGGAUAAAUUUGGGCCCUCUCCUUUAUCAUUUUGCAGACUCAUAUGCACCUGAGGAUGAGAUGUCCAUUGAACUUAGUUUGGAAGAUGUGAAGAAGGUUGCUUUUCAUUAUGGAUUUGUCAUGGAGAAGGAGAAAAUAAUAGAGACAACAUACACUGCAAAUCCUCUCUCAAUGAUGCAAAAUCGGUACUUCACCUCCUUCUGGACGAUGAGGAAAAACAAGUGAAAGAAAGUGGUUCAUGAGACUUAUUAUCAAAUUCAUUGGUUGAGACUUAAUACCAGGGAAGAAAAAAAAAACUAAUGGCAGGAGCCUUUUUCUAUAACUAUUCAUUGCAUACUGAAAUUCAUGUGAUAAUGCACAUACCAUGUUUUUUUUCUUCUCUUAUAAUCACUCUGUAACAUCCUCGAAACCAGAUUAUUGAAACAUGUAUCUCAAUGUUGUUUUUUCUCUUCUAUUGCCCACAUUUGCUAUUCAAUUCUGUUUGCAGGAUGAAAAACUCCUUCCCAUCUUAAACCAGUUUAAUUAAAUCGAUAAUUUUGAAUAUGAUAUUUCUUUUCUAGUUAA
Molecule: messenger RNA, 1999 nt
Organism: Zingiber officinale
Lineage: Eukaryota; Viridiplantae; Streptophyta; Magnoliopsida; Zingiberales; Zingiberaceae
Product: carnosine N-methyltransferase-like
Exons: 18
Coding region: 272-1660 (462 amino acids)
Molecular function (GO): S-adenosylmethionine-dependent methyltransferase activity
Source: RefSeq, a predicted model, not a curated record